AUGUCCCGUUCGUUCCUAGUCGACUCUCUGAUCGGCCACACCAAGGACCUACCGCCGCCCCAAUGCAGGAUAAUGGACAAUCCGACGUUCCCCUAUCCGCCGAGCUACAUCAGCAGUUACCUCUUCUCCAUCAGCCUGGCCAGGCAACAGCAGCAACACCAGCAGCAGCUCUUCUUCAACGAGCACCACCACCACCAGCAGCCCAUCAGACCUCUGGCGACGCUGCCCAGGCUGGCUCCGAUCGAAGACAAGCUCGCGCCCAGUCCGGAACCCGCUGCGUCCCCCAAAUCGCCGGCCAGCAGGGAGGACACGCCGACGCCGCCGAGCAAGGACUCCAGCAAGAGGAUUCGCACCGCCUUCACCAGCACCCAGCUGCUGGAGUUGGAGCGCGAAUUCGCGGCGAAUAUGUACCUGUCGCGGUUGCGGCGCAUCGAGAUCGCCACGUCGCUGCGGCUCUCCGAGAAGCAGGUGAAGAUCUGGUUCCAGAACCGGCGGGUGAAGCACAAGAAGGAGGAGGCGCCCGGUUCGUCGGGGGAAGGGCACCGGGGCAAGUGCUGUUGCUUCAAGGGUUGCGGGGGCGCCAAGGCGUCGUCGGGUUGCGACGACGCCGACGUCGAUGUCACGGGUACGGAGGAGGAGCGUCGGUUUUCGUAG
Messenger RNA from Phyllotreta striolata, 654 nucleotides. The record is from the annotation of a GenBank genome assembly. NCBI's taxonomy places the organism in Eukaryota, Metazoa, Arthropoda, Insecta, Coleoptera, Chrysomelidae.